UUUCAUUGAAGCAUAGUCUGUAUUUUGAUUUAGAAAAAAUUCAGUAUAAAGAUUUAAGUCACCGAAAACAAACGACUUGAAUUGUAUUAAUUUUGUUCACAAAAUUUUUGUACAAUUAUCAAAAAAACAAAAAGAAGAAAUAUCGAAAUAUGGACCAACCCGGUGAAGGAGGCUCCAGCCUUCCAAAAAUUCCAAAUAUAAAGUGUGAGGACCAACGUUCUAUUCAAAAAACUGAACUUCUUUGCGACUGUUUUAUCUUUUGCUGUGAGGGUGCCAUCGAGUCGGCUAUGCUGAAGACGAUUGACCGAGUGAUCGAUGGUGUAGCUGACGAUAGAACUGAUAAUGAUAAUCCCGAACUUGAUCAUUUGAUAAGCACAGCUGCACGAUCUUUACCACUUAUGAAGGUGACGCAGGCUGUGGGCAAAAUUAGUGAUCUGCUCAAAACAAUGAUUGUCAAGUAUGGUACCGAUCCGGAAGUGCCUCCCAAAUUGGUAACCGAACUCUUCAAAGAGGUCGAAAGGUUGAGUCACACAAUUCUCAAGUGGAAGCAAAAACUAGUCAUGCAGGCAGAGAGAGCUCGCUCUAACCAGCCCUAGUUUAAAGAGCCAAAUCACUUAUAUUUUUAAACAGUUUAAUUAUGAAAAUCAAUACCCAAAUAUGCAUAGUGAACAACUCUAUUAUACCGGAUCCAUGUUUAGAAGUUAAUGUCAAUGUUUAUUACACCAAUCAAACCCAUCAAGAAGGAAGCUCUAUAAUCAAUCCAAAUCCAGUUUUGCUUUAACAAACGAACAGAAUUUUUUUUAAAAUUUAAAAAAAAUUCAUAAUUUAAUAUCCCAAUGAAAUCCAAAUGGAAUGAUAAAUCAAAACAAUUCAAAUAUUGGUUUUGCACAACAAGUUAUCGAUGGACGAGGACUCCCCAGGGCGCUUUUCGAGAGGUGGCACUAUACAAACCAUGAAAUUAUCGUUAGUUAUUGCUCCAUCAAAGAUUCUGCUCGUCAUCACAAAAAACGCCAAUAAUCAGAGUAGAAUUGAUGGAGAAAGUUAUUUUAAUAGAUUAAUUAAUAACCGAAUCUUAUGACAUUCAUAAA
Messenger RNA from Drosophila willistoni, 1088 nucleotides. RefSeq lists its product as uncharacterized. The transcript has 2 exons. Bases 150 to 596 code for a protein of 148 amino acids. The record is from RefSeq and is a predicted model, not a curated record. Lineage: Eukaryota; Metazoa; Arthropoda; Insecta; Diptera; Drosophilidae.